Molecule: messenger RNA, 1137 nt
Organism: Gilbertella persicaria
Lineage: Eukaryota; Fungi; Mucoromycota; Mucoromycetes; Mucorales; Choanephoraceae
Product: S-adenosyl-L-methionine-dependent methyltransferase
Exons: 6
Coding region: 16-1116 (366 amino acids)
Molecular function (GO): methyltransferase activity
Source: RefSeq, a predicted model, not a curated record
AUUGUUGUUGUUAUUAUGGCACCAUUGAAACAAAUUGAAUUCUAUUCCGGGAUUGGUGGUAUGCAUUAUGCCGCAAAACUUGCUGGCUGGGAUGUAGAGAUUUUGAAAGCCUUUGAUAUCAAUACAGUAGCUAAUGAUAUCUACAGACAUAACUUCAAUCCAAAAACGGUUGGUCAGCAUUUGAUUGAAACCCUCUCGACAAAAUAUUAUGACGAUAUGGCAGCUGAUGUAUGGACAAUGUCACCCCCCUGCCAACCCUAUACACGCAUUGGCCUUCAACAAGGUAGUGAAGAUGCCCGUGCAAAGAGUUUCUUGCAUUUGCUGAAAGUAUUGGGAGAAAUGCAAAAUAAGCCCAAGUAUAUCUUGGUAGAAAACGUCAAAGGGUUCGAGGUUUCUGAUUCAAGAGACAUGUUGGUGAACAAAUUGAAGCAUUGUGAUUAUAGUUUUCAAGAAUUCCUUUUGACACCUCUACAGUUAGGAAUCCCAAAUUCUAGAAUGAGAUACUAUUUACUUGCUAAGUUAAAGCCCUUAGCAUUUGCUAGACCAGUGACAAGCACCAUUAUCACCCAUAUUCCACUCUCAGAGGACAUGACUGAUGAUUUUGUAGACACGAGAGUGAAACCAGGAGAAGCAGUGGAUGAAGAAAAACUAGUGAAUGAAACUGUGAAGCCUGUUGAGCCAUUGUCGAAAUAUCUGGAGCACAGUGUGCACUAUGAACCAUAUUUGGUGCCAGAUAAAGUAUUGGCAAAGAAUAGCCAUGUAUUCGAUAUUGUAAAGCCAGAUGGACAUCGUAGUUGUUGUUUUACCAAAGGAUAUUUCCAUUAUGCACAAGGAACAGGCUCUAUUAUUCAAAUGAAUAAAGAGGCUAAUACUGCUGAAGUAUUCAAUAAGGCAAUGACAUUUAAGGGUGUAGAUCAAGAAAAACAAUUGGAACUGUUGCGUACCUUAAAACUAAGAUAUUUUAGUCCAAGGGAAGUUUCUAAUCUGAUGGGCUUUCCCCCUGAAUUUGAGUUUCCAGACACAAGCUCAAUCAAGCAAAGAUACAGAACACUAGGCAAUAGUAUCAGUGUCAAGUUAGUGUCUGAAUUAAUGCGCUAUCUUUUAAAGGAACCCUAGAAUAAAAUAUUUCUUUUUCUC